Penicillium maclennaniae is the source of this 1698-nucleotide messenger RNA. RefSeq lists its product as uncharacterized. NCBI's taxonomy places the organism in Eukaryota, Fungi, Ascomycota, Eurotiomycetes, Eurotiales, Aspergillaceae. The record is from RefSeq and is a predicted model, not a curated record. The coding region runs from base 1 to 1698 and encodes 565 amino acids. The transcript has a single exon.
AUGGUGUCUUCAGCUCAAGUUACCGAUCGCGCUGGGCCGCUCCACAGCGCCCCGUCCGUCGUGUCGCGACAGUCGCACUCGGGCCGACGACAUCGUUCGGGUCGCUCUCACCAUGGCGGCUCUCUCAGUAGCUCGUCCAACGAUUUCCCUGUCUUUACAUACACCGGCGACACCGAGAUCAUCAUUCGCGCCGGGUCGCAAGAGAAACGAUACCUCCUUCACCGGUUGAUUCUGGCGCAAUGCUCGGGGUUCUUCGAAGCGAGCACAAAUGAAGACUGGUCCCGUCAAGAUCCCUCAGCAGUAGGCGCAUCUAAGCCUGACGGGACUCUGUCUCGACUGAGCGAAGAAGAUUCGUUGUCAAAUGGGUCAACCCUGGCGCAGUCGGAGACCGGGGGAUCGCAAACACGGCUGGGGGAGAAGAGACGGUGGAGAUAUGAGUUGGAUUGGGAAACCCGCGCAGAGGAUGAAGAGCCUAUUUUGGUACAAAAGGUCGGUCUCUCGUCGCCAGGCAGUCGCUCCGAUCUACGUGCACGUGAAGCUGAACAUGACUCCUUACAGCAACCAACCUAUGCCCCGAUGUUCAAUGGCGACCAAACCGUGUUUCCACCAACGAUGACAAAACCCUCCAGCGCACAGGCAGGCUUCUUCAGGUCCAUGGCGAACUUGUCAGGAAUGCAGUCGGUUGUCCACCUUCCGUCGUCCGGGAGUGAUAGUCAAGGUGUUGAUCCGUUGGUUCGGGACUAUGAAAACCUCUUUCGCAUCUUCUACAACCAUGCCCCGGCCCUCAACAGUGUUAAUAUCGCUUCUGCCUAUACAGAGUGCAAGUCCCUGCUCGCUUUAGCAGACAUGUACGAUGCAUUACCGGUGACAGGUCCGCGUGUAGACCACCACCUCUUGGGAUUUGGAUCACGCCUCUUCAAGCAAAUCGCAAAGUAUCCACCCAGCUACCUUAAACUUGGGUACCUAGCUCGCAGCCGUGUCAUCUUCUCCGAGGCCUUGAUUCACGUUGUAGGCCAGUGGCCCUCAGCUGUUCCCAACCUACGGAACGGAUCAUACGCGCCCCUUCCAAACGCUGUCCUCGAUCUAAUCGAGGACAAAUACGAAGAUCUCGAGGAUCUGAAAGCCCGCGUAGAGUCCAAGCUCUUUCGCCUAUCCCUAACUACCUCACGCGGCGAGCGUGUCGGUCCCGCCAACGCCUACCUAGACUGGCUUGCAGUCUCAUUAUUCCGCCAAUGGCUGAUUGAGAACACCACUCCGCCACCAGCCCCUAUACUCAAGAAUUCAUCCAACAAUCCCCCGCCAAACGCGACAGCAUCGCAAACAACCUCAUCAAGACCAACUACCUCACCCGAUCCAGCAGCUCGGGUGUAUAGACUCAUUGGAUCACCCUCUUCCCAAGCAUACCUCCCUCAUGACGAACUGAAACGAUUCCUCAAACUCCACCCCACCCCUUCCUCCGACUCCCCCUAUAGCCGCGAGACUCUCAAACGCUUCGAACGCAAGAUGGACGAAAUCAAGCGUCUAGCCCGCGAGAUCGUCAAGCCGCUCAUGCGGAACUUCCUCGAGCUCGAAACGAAGAGUAGUGCCGAACGAGCCGCUAGCACGGUCACCGUUCUUGAAAGUCCAAGCCCAGGGUUGCCGUAUUUGACUUGUACACGCGUUGAAGAGGCUGACCUUCCCUGGGACUUAUCUGGCUAG